AUGGCCUCGCAAGAUCUGCGGUAUGACGGCCAGGUCGUCGUGGUAACGGGUGCUGGCGGUGGUCUUGGUCGCGAAUAUGCCAUCUUCUUCGGCAGCCGCGGCGCGAGCGUGGUGGUGAAUGAUCUUGGUGCUAGCUUCAAGGGCGAGGGCGCGGGUUCGUCGGCCGCAGACAAAGUCGUAAACGAGAUCCGCUCCGCAGGCGGCAAGGCGGUCGCCAACUACGACUCAGUCGAGAAUGGAGAGGCCAUCAUCAAGACGGCCAUUGACGCCUUUGGCCGCAUCGAUGUCCUCAUCAACAACGCCGGUAUUCUACGGGAUGUCAGCUUCAAGAACAUGAAGCAGGUGGACUGGGACCUCAUCUACAAGGUCCACGUUCUGGGUGCCUACAAGUGCGCGAGGGCCGCAUGGCCUUACUUCCGGAAACAAAAGUAUGGACGCCUGAUUAGCACCGCCUCCGCUGCUGGUCUGUUCGGCUCAUUCGGCCAGACAAACUACUCUGCUGCUAAGCUUGCCCUUGUCGGCUUUACCGAGACGCUCGCAAAGGAGGGCCUCAAGUACAACAUUCUCUGCAAUGUCAUUGCCCCAAUCGCCGCUAGCCGAAUGACCGAGACGGUCAUGCCUCCCGAUGUGCUCGAGAAGCUCAAGCCGGAGUGGAUCGUUCCCCUCGUCGCCGUCCUCACACACAAGUCUUCUACCGAGACGAAUGGAAUAUUCGAGGCUGGUGGUGGUCACAUUGCCAAGUUGCGAUGGGAGCGGGCCUCUGGUGCCAUCUUGAAGACGGACGAGACCCUGACUCCUAGCGCUGUUGCUGUGAGGUGGAAGGAUAUCGUUGACUUCUCCAAGGCUGACCACCCUGACGGCCCUCUAAACCCAAUGGAGCUCCUCGAGACUGCCAGGCAGCUGCCACCCAACCCCCAGGGUGAGGAGCUCGACUUCAAGGGCAAGGUCGCCCUGGUCACUGGUGGUGGCGCUGGUCUGGGCCGUCUCUACUGCUUGCAAUUGGCCAAGCGUGGUGCAAAGGUUGUUGUCAACGAUCUCGUGAAUCCCGAUGACGUUGUCAAGGAGAUUCAGAAGCUCGGUGGAGAGGCUGUUGGAAACAAGGCCGAUGUCCAGAACGGCGAAGCUGUCGUCAAGACUGCCAUUGAUUCCUAUGGACGCAUCGACAUCCUCAUCAACAAUGCCGGAAUUCUCCGUGACAAGGCAUUUGCCAACAUGACGGAUGAGCAGUGGGACAUCAUCCACAAGAUCCAUCUCUUUGGCACCUACUCUUGCACAAAGGCUGCAUGGCCUUUUAUGCUCAAGCAAAAGUACGGACGCAUUGUGAACACUACCUCGACCAGCGGUAUCUACGGCAACUUUGGUCAGGCCAACUACUCUUCGGCUAAGUGCGGGAUCAUCGGUUUCUCCAAGUCACUUGCUCUCGAAGGCAAGAAGAACAACAUCUUCGUCAACUGCGUUGCUCCUAGUGCUGGCACCCAGAUGACCCGCUCCAUCAUGCCGGAGGAGGUCGUUCAGGCGCUCAAGCCCGACUUCAAUGCUCCUCUCGUUGUCCUCCUCGUCUCCGACAAGGCUCCCCAGCCAACCGGUGGACUGUACGAGAUGGGCUCGGGUUGGUUUGCGCAGACCAGGUGGCAACGAACGGGCGGUCAUGGCUUUCCCAUUGAUGUCAAGCUUACCCCUGAGGCUGUCCUUGCGCAAUGGCAGCGCAUCACCAACUUCGAUGAUGGUCGUGCUGACAACCCGCAUGACAAUGCUAGUGGGCUCAAGUCCAUCAUGGCUAACAUGGAAAACACCAGCAAGAAGGAGAAGAAGGAGAAGAAGUCCAACAAGAGCAACGAGGAGGUUCUCGAGGCUCAAAAGAAGGCUCUGGCUGCCAAGUCGGAGGGAACUCCAUUCGAGUACACUGAGAGGGAUGUCAUUCUCUACAACCUCGGAAUCGGCGCUAAGCGUACUGACCUGCCCUUUGUUUACGAAGGCGACGAGAACUUCCAAGUGAUUCCCACAUUUGGUGUCAUUCCACCCUUCAACGCCGAAGCCCCAUUCAACUUCGACGACAUCGUGCCCAACUUCGACCCGCGCAUGCUCCUCCACGGCGAGCAAUUCCUCGAGAUACGCAAGUUCCCCAUCCCCACCGAAGCCAAACUCAUCGCCAUCCCCAAACUCGUCGAGGUCGUUGACAAGGGCGCCGCCGGCCUCGUCGUCUACGGCUCCACCACAAAGGACGCAAAGACGGGCGAGGAGAUCUUCUACAACGAAAGCACAGUCUUCAUCCGCGGCUCUGGCAACUUUGGUGGCCAGAAGAAGGGUGCCGACCGCGGUCCCGCAACCAAGACUCACAAACCACCCCAGCGCAAGCCGGACGUCGUCAUCGAGGAGAAGACGUCGGAGGAACAAGCCGCCCUCUACCGUCUCUCGGGCGACCUCAACCCCCUGCACAUCGACCCCAAAUUCAGCAAGGCUGGCGGCUUCGAAACCCCCAUCUUGCACGGCCUCGCCUCAUUUGGCGUCAGCGGCAAGCACGUGCUGCAGACAUUUGGGCCGUUUAAGAAUAUCAAGGUCCGCUUUGCCGGUGUCGUGAUUCCGGGCCAGACACUGGUUACCGAGAUGUGGAAGACGGGGAACACGAUUGUGUUCCAGACAAAGGUCAAGGAGACGGGCAAGUUGGCGAUUUCGGGGGCUGGCGCCGAGUUGUUGGGUGGAGGGAGUAAGUUGUAG
This is a messenger RNA of Plenodomus lingam JN3, 2715 nucleotides long. RefSeq names its product bifunctional hydroxyacyl-CoA dehydrogenase/enoyl-CoA hydratase fox2 (gene FOX2). NCBI's taxonomy places the organism in Eukaryota, Fungi, Ascomycota, Dothideomycetes, Pleosporales, Leptosphaeriaceae. The record is from RefSeq and is a predicted model, not a curated record. Gene Ontology annotation, molecular function: oxidoreductase activity.